Messenger RNA from Meleagris gallopavo (turkey), 2548 nucleotides. The record is from RefSeq and is a predicted model, not a curated record. Lineage: Eukaryota; Metazoa; Chordata; Aves; Galliformes; Phasianidae.
ACAAGGAUCUAGAUAUAUUACUUUUGCCAACAAAUUUUCUAUAAGGAUAAAUCAGACACAUGGAGAAAAAUGACUGUACUGGCCUGAGUACUGCACACAAGGCAAAUGUUACCAGCAGAGACAGGAAAACAGCAGCUGUGCACCAUUCUUGGACACAAAGUCCUCAGGAGUCACGAGGUUAGUGCAGGAUCUGUUUUUUCAUGCCUGGUUCUGCUGACUGCAGAGUCGCUUAGUCAACGAUAAUGAUCAGAAUAAAAGUCCUAUCCUGAAGUUAGUGCAGUUUUUAUGCCAACCUAUGGCUAGGAAGAGCAGGCCAAAUAUGUCUGAAAUGUAUCUAGAAGAAAACAAAGAUCAGAUAUAUGAAAAUGCCCUUGCUGAGAUCGAGUCCUUUGAGCUGCCUCUUGGAACCACCCUAAGGUCUGUAUACGAUGACCAACCAAAUGCACAUCAGAGGUUUAUGGAAAAACUAGAUACCUGCAUACGUAACCAUGACAGGGAGAUAGAAAAGAUGUGCAAUUUUCACCAUCAGGGCUUUGUGGAUGCUAUCACAGAACUUCUUAAAGUUAGAGCUGAUGCAGAAAAAUUAAAGGUCCAAGUUACUGAUACCAACCGAAGGCUUCAGGAUGCUGGGAAAGAGGUGAUAGCCCAAACAGAGGAAAUCAUCCGAUGUAGAGUUCAGCAAAGGAAUAUUACAACCGUUGUAGAAAAGCUACAGUUAUGUCUUCCAGUGCUGGAAAUGUACAGCAAACUAAAAGAACAGAUGAAAGUGAAAAGAUAUUACUCUGCUUUGAAGACAAUGGAACAACUAGAAAACCUUUAUCUUCCCAGAGUUAGCCAAUACCGAUUUUGCCAAAUAAUGAUAGAAAAUCUUCCAAAACUACGUGAAGAAAUAAAAGAAAUUUCUAUGUCAGAUCUGAAGGAUUUCUUAGAGAGUAUUCGAAAGCAUUCUGACAGAAUUGGGGAAACUGCAAUGAAGCAGGCACAACAGCAGAAAACCUUUAGUACUACUCUUCAGAAGCAUAAUAAUGUAAACUACGGUCGGAAUAUGCAUUUAGGUAGAAGCAGAAUUUUGGACUCUAAGAAUGAAAUGACAUUGAAGCGAACGUUUGAAGAAGAUGAUGAUCAUGAUGAAGAGGUUUUAACUGCUCAAGAUCUUGUGGAUUUUUCUCCAGUCUAUAGAUGUUUGCACAUCUACUCAGUUUUGGGUGAUGGAGAAAUAUUUGAAAAUUACUAUAGAAAGCAAAGAAGGAAACAAGCGAGACUAGUUCUGCAGCCACAAUCAAGCAUGCAUGAAACAGUAGAAGGCUAUAGAAGAUACUUCAGUCAAAUUGUAGGUUUCUUUGUAGUAGAAGACCAUAUUUUACAUGUAACCCAAGGACUGGUAACUAGAACUUAUACUGAUGAACUCUGGAACAUGGCCCUUUCAAAGAUCAUUGCUGUUCUUAGAACACAUUCGUCAUAUUGCAAUGAUCCUGACCUUGUUCUGGAGCUGAAGAAUCUCAUUGUGGUAUUUGCUGAUACUUUACAGGGUUAUGGUUUUCCUGUGAAUCGACUCUUUGAUCUUUUAUUUGAGAUAAGAGACCAGUAUAAUGAAACACUUCUUAAAAAGUGGUCUGGAUUGUUCAGGGAUAUUUUUGAAGCAGAUAACUACAGCCCUAUUCCUGUAGCAAAUGAAGAGGAAUACAAAAUAGUUAUAAGCAAAUUUCCUUUUCAAGAUUCAGAACUUGACAAGCAAUCCUUUCCAAAGAAGCUCCCAAUGUCUCAGUCAGUGCCUCAGAUAUAUAUCCAGGUUAAGGAAUUCAUUUAUGCAAGCCUUAAGUUUUCAGAAUCACUUCACCGCAGCUCAACAGAAAUAGAUGACAUGCUUAGAAAAUCGACAAAUUUGCUGCUAACAAGAACUCUCAGUAGUUGUUUACAGAACCUAAUUAAGAAACCUCAUAUAGGUUUAACAGAGCUUGUUCAAAUCAUCAUAAACACAACGCACCUGGAAUUAGCCUGUAAAUAUCUUGAGGAUUUUAUCUCUAACAUCACAAACAUUUCGCAAGUGACUGUUCACACUGCAAGGCUGUAUGGACUUUCUACAUUUAAGGAUGCAAGGCAUGCUGCAGAAGGAGAAAUAUAUACAAAACUAAACCAAAAAAUAGAUGAAUUUAUUCAGAUUGCUGACUAUGACUGGACAAUGUCUGAAUCAGAUGGAAGAGCCAGUGGAUACUUAAUGGACCUCAUUAAUUUCUUAAGAAGCACAUUUCAAGUUUUUACUCAUUUACCUAAUAACAACAAUGACCAUGCAGCUAUGUCGGGAAAAGUGGCCCAGACAGCUUGCAUGUCAGCCUGCCAGCAUCUUUCAACAUCUCUAAUGCAGAUGCUACUGGACACUGAAUUAAAACAAAUAAGCAUGGGAGCAAUUCAGCAGUUUAAUUUAGAUGUGAUACAGUGUGAAUUGUUUGCUAGUUCUGAGCCUGUGCCAGGAUUCCAGGGAGACACCCUGCAGUUAGCUUUCAUCGACCUCAGACAAGUAAGACACUAGUUGUUGUUUUUUAUCCUACUU